GCCUAUAGUAACGGCCGCCAAAUAGUGGUAAACAGCGCCCGGUGGUGGGCGGUGUCGUCGGUGGCAGUCGUGCCGCGGCCGCCGGGCGGGGCACAGACUUACCGACGGAGCGCCGACGACGUACCGACGGAGCGGCCGUGACGGAGGAGCGGGCGUGUAACACAGCAGCAGCCUGGCGGACCGACGGAGACGGCACGGAGACGGCGAGAGACAGAAGACGGAAGACGGCGAGAGACGGACCGUGCCUGGUGGAGGGAGGAGUGAUCAGACGGGUGACGGAGCGGCAGUGAACUAAGGGCGACGGAAGGCAGAGCCAGUGCGCAAGGAGAAGAUGCCCUGAGAUUGAGAAGAGUGAGCAGUAGCACGGAGCAGGGUGGAAGGCUGAUCAAAGAACGCGAGGGAGCUAACGAGUGGUUAGGAAGACGUUUUGCCGCAUUGCUGCUGUGAUAGCCUAGGGCGUGAGUGUGAUUGUGAGCGUAGACAAAUAUCCUAUCACUGAGAGAGUGGAGCAUUUAGGCAGAGGACGGGUCAAGGUGGCACUCGUAAGCAGCCAGUGGACGGGUCACGGCAGCAUCCGCCCAUAACCGGUGGACGGACGGUGGGCGGCCGGUGGACGGUCAGCUGUCCCUGUGCACACCAUCUCUGUGGACGACUGGUGGCUGUCCCUGUGGACGCCCUCUCUGUGGACGACUGGAGGAAGGCGCUGCAGUCCCUAUGGGCCAGCACCGCUGCUCCGUGGCCAGCCGGUAAAUCCGUCCUCGUCGUCCUGCGCCCUGCCGACAGGCCCGUUACCGUCUCUCCGCCCUGUAGGCUGACGACGGAUGAAGGAAGGUGUCGCCCGUCGCCUGAAAUGCGUCCGUAGAUGGAGACCCAGUUCAGCUCCCGGCUACCGUCGUUCAGGGAGGGAAUGAAUUUGCUCUUUGGGCAGAGGCGUCCGCGAGUCUCAUCCCACUUCAUGGAGAAAUAUGAGAAGCUCGGCAAAAUCGGCGAGGGCUCGUACGGCGCCGUCUACAAGUGCCGAAACACGGAGACAGGCCAGCUGGUCGCCAUCAAGAAAUUCAUGGAAUCGGAGGAGGACCCGCUCAUCAGAAAGAUCGCCCUCAGAGAAAUCCGGAUGCUCAAACAAUUAAAACAUCCAAACCUGGUGAAUUUAAUAGAAGUAUUUCGACGGAAAAAGAAGCUGCACCUAGUAUUUGAAUUUUGUGAUCACACUGUACUUAGCGAAUUGGAAAAGCACCCCAAAGGCGUGCCGGAGGAGCUGACGAAGCGGAUCACGUGGCAGAUGCUGCAGGCCAUCAGCUACUGCCACGCCAAUAACUGCAUCCACAGGGACGUCAAACCCGAGAACCUGCUGCUCACCAAAAACCAGGUCCUCAAACUGUGCGACUUCGGCUUCGCCAGGAACAUGAGUCCCGGUGAGCCGUACACGGACUAUGUGGCCACGCGCUGGUACCGGGCGCCCGAGCUGCUGGUCGGCGACACUCAGUACGGGCCGCCCGUGGACGUGUGGGCCGUGGGCUGCGUGUUCGCCGAGCUCGUCAAAGGAGACGCUCUCUGGCCGGGAAAGUCGGACGUCGACCAGCUCUACCUGAUCCGGAAAACGCUUGGUGACCUGAUCUCGCGGCACAUGCAGGUGUUCAAGUCGAACGAGUUUUUCACGGGAGUCGUGCUGCCGGAGCCUCAGGAGCAGCAGAGUCUCGAGCAGAAGAUGGGAAAGUCGCUCAACAACACCGGCAUGGACUUCCUCAAGAAAUGUUUGGAGAAGGACCCGGCGAAGCGCCUGACGUGCCAACAGUUGCUCCAGCACCCGUACUUCGACGGCUUCAACUUCAAACUUCCCCAGGCUGAGGUGGAGGAGUUUGAACGGAUGAAACGAGUGAGUUCUAACGCCAGCUCGACUUCGGGCUCGAUGCUGCUGCCCAACAUCACGGGCGGCCACUCGGGCUCGCACAGCAGUCCCGAGACGCGCAGCCUGCUCUCCCGCGGCUCGUUCCAGCAUUUCCCGUCCAUCUGAGCCUCCCGACCGCCACCUACCGGCCGGAUGGGCAACUGCGGCUGACGGGCGCCGCCCGGCGGCCGACGGAGGAACUAGAGCUACGGUACCGCUCUGCCGGCCAAUGGGGAACUAAGGAGGUGGCAGCGCCUCCCUACGGACGGCGGAGGAACUAAGCCCUCCCUGAGCUGCGGUCGGCUGGAGCGGCUGGAGGGCCUACUCGCAGGUGGCGCCAUCUGCCCCUGCCAGAGGUCGGGACAUCCACCGGUCCAGCCGCAGCUAAGCCCUGCGUGACGUACCCCGUUUGUUCGCGUUUGUUGCGUUUCAUCGGUCUAUUCUAUUUUCGUAAGGGUGGGGUGGAGGUGCGCGCGGCCGCGCCUCCCGUCGUGUGUAGGCCGCGCCGGUCCGUCCUCCCGUCCGUCCGUCCGCGCACUCCGUCCGCCUGUGAACGCGCUGCGUGCGUUAACUGUGAUAUAUCGACACGGACCCGGCCGACCGGGGCCGACGUUUGCUGUGCCACCCGCCGCCGCUCGCCGGCUCAGUAUUCAGACAGGUGUUAUGGGCCGCGGACUAGUCGGGGUUUGGUUGAGGUCACUGUUUAGGAGCCGGGUCUCCCCAGUCCACAGGAGCGCUCGGUCAGUUCCCCGGGCUGUCUCAGCAGCUCGGGGGAGCUCCCGAGGCAACCAUAGCAUUUCAGUGCCGCAUCACACGGUUGCCAUGGCAACCGAGAGUUUAUGCUCGAGUUGGCAUCAACCAGGGAACUAGAAGUCAUGGCCUCGUCCCAUCGAUAAUAACCCAACUGAGCGCUCACAACUGAGAGGUGCCGGCGUCUCCUGCCAAAGAUCAAUACGGUGUUAUCAUUCUGGCACUGAGCGGGGUCUUAGGUCGCGCUGAGCAGGUCUAGUCGUCACUGCCCAGUGGCUCAGCGAACACAGGACCCCGUGUGUGCCGCCAUUACGGACGGUGAACGGAUCUUAUACAGACACAGCGCCGCCCUGCGCGAGCGUCCAAUACAAAUCUACAGUCUCCGUGUCGCUUCGUAGCUCCUGUGAUUCAGUGUUUGUGAACCGGCGUGUGUCGGGAGACGGUGGUUUUCUUCACGCCUCAGCCCCCCCCCCCAUGACGCGGUGCUACCAGAUCCGUCCAUUCUGCCGGCCGCCCGUGACGCGGUGCUACCAGAUCCGUCCAUUCUGCCGGCCGCCCGUGACGCGGUGCUACCAGAUCCGUCCAUUCAGCCGGCCGCCCAGUGACGCGGUGCUACCAGAUCCGUCCAUUCAGCCGGCCGCCCAGUGACGCGGUGCUACCAGAUCCGUCCAUUCUGCCGGCCGCCCAGUGACGCGGUGCUACCAGAUCCGUCCAUUCAGCCGGCCGCCCAGUGACGCGGUGCUACCAGAUCCGUCCAUUCUGCCGGCCGCCCAGUGACGCGGUGCUACCAGAUCCGUCCAUUCAGCCGGCCGCUAAUGUGCAGUUCAUAUGUAUUGCAACAUAUCCGUGAUCGUGUGUCCAUGAUAGGAUGUGGUGGUCAGCGCCGUUAAGACACAAUACACACUCUAUACCGGC
Amphibalanus amphitrite is the source of this 3553-nucleotide messenger RNA. Its product is annotated as cyclin-dependent kinase-like 1. Gene Ontology annotation, biological process: protein phosphorylation. Gene Ontology annotation, cellular component: nucleus. The record is from RefSeq and is a predicted model, not a curated record. NCBI's taxonomy places the organism in Eukaryota, Metazoa, Arthropoda, Thecostraca, Balanomorpha, Balanidae. Gene Ontology annotation, molecular function: ATP binding; cyclin-dependent protein serine/threonine kinase activity. Bases 863 to 2014 code for a protein of 383 amino acids. The transcript is spliced from 8 exons.